Aspergillus ochraceoroseus IBT 24754 is the source of this 999-nucleotide messenger RNA. RefSeq names its product putative tyrosine/serine protein phosphatase (gene ptyA). The record is from RefSeq and is a predicted model, not a curated record. Gene Ontology annotation, molecular function: phosphoprotein phosphatase activity. The transcript has 5 exons. Gene Ontology annotation, biological process: dephosphorylation. NCBI's taxonomy places the organism in Eukaryota, Fungi, Ascomycota, Eurotiomycetes, Eurotiales, Aspergillaceae. Bases 1 to 999 code for a protein of 332 amino acids.
AUGUCUCGCUUUAUACCCCCUCGCGAAUCCAGCAUCGAUCUGGAUUCCCCUGACCGCCCAUUCGACAAUAUCAUCAACUUCCGUGAUGUUGGACGGACAAUUAACAGGUUAAUGGGAAGACCGGUUUUGAAAGAGGGUGUGUUUUACAGGAGUGCAAGGCUCGAUGAAGCUUCAGAACGAGACAAACGCCGUCUCGUGAGCGAAUACCACAUCUCAACAAUCAUUGAUCUUCGAUCCGGAACAGAACACGACAUGGCAACUGCUAAACGCAGCGCCUGUACACCCAUACCACCACCAAAAGCACCCGCAGAAACAGAAUCGGAGACAGGCACUGAAGAACCAAAAUACAUCCACCUCCCGUCUCUCCCAGGCGUCUCGCGCCACCUGAUCAGUCUUACGGGUCGAGCACUCGAACGAGCCCUCGUAUGGCGACUGGAUUGGUGGAAUUUCAUAAAAGUCCUCUCAUAUCUAGCCUCCGGCAACCGUAUAGAUGCAAUCACUCUAAUCGGGAGAGAAGUGAUGAAUCCGCGCGGGCUAGUCGGGCUAGCCAAGGACACGUUGGACAAUAGCACGGCGGAGAUGAGAGAGGUGUUUGAGAUCCUGGGGGGCGGGACUGCUGCAUCUCUGUCUACUCGGGGAAACGAGAACGAGAACGAGACGAGAACCAUCCCUGCCCCUGUUCUCGUCCACUGCACCCAAGGCAAAGACCGCACGGGACUAGUCGUUCUGCUGCUGCUGCUGCUUACGGGCGUCGUGGACGACGAGGCCAUGGCGGCGGAGUAUGUGCUUUCGGAGUCGGAGUUGGCUGUGGAGGGUGAGGAGCGCAUGAAGGAGAUCCGGGCGUUGGGGCUGGAUGAUGAGUUCGCGAGGUGUCCGGGGGUGUUUACGCGGGAGGUCGGGGCGUAUUUGGAUGAGCGGUAUGGAGGCGUGCAGGGGUAUUUGGGGGGGGUUCUUGGGGUUGAUGUUGAGAGGUUGAGGGGGCAUUUCGUUGUUGUUUAG